UGUAACUUGCUUCAUCAAGUGAACUUCCUUCUUUCAGUAGCUCUUGUCUUGGCCUUCUUUUACUAUUGCUACCUGAAUCCAAGAAACCAGAUGCUAGGAAGCAUCUCACCUGAGACAAGCAAGGCUGUUAGCAAAAUCUAUGGCCAGCAAAGUAGAAAAUUAUCAAGGAUGCUGUAUCGCCAGCCCCAGGUGCUAACACCCGCUAGGAAAGAUGUCCUUGUUGUGACCCCUUGGCUGGCUCCCAUCAUCUGGGAGGGGACUUUCAAUACUGACAUCCUGAAUGAGCAGUUCUCACUCCAGAAUGCCACCAUUGGGUUAACUGUGUUUCUCACUGAACAAGAGACACUCUACCUGAAUGUGUUCCUGCAGUCUGCAGAGAUGUACUUCAUGGUGGGACACAGGGUGAACUACUACAUCUUCACUGACAAGCCUGAAUAUGUUCCUUAUCUUAACAUCCAAAAAGGAAGGCAGAUAAUCAUCCUUGAGGUCGAGAGCUAUUAUGACCACUGGCAGGACAUCUCCAUGCAGCGCAUGGAGAUGAUCAGCAACUUUUCCCAGCAGCGCUUCCACCAGGAGGUGGAUUACCUUGUGUGUGCAGAUGUGCACAUGAGGUUCAGUGACCACGUGGGCGUGGAGAUCCUUUCCUCCUUGUUUGGCACCCUCCAUCUUCGCUACUAUAGGCUAAAUCGGACUGACUUCCCCUAUGAACGUCGGCCUCAGUCACAAGCCCAUAUUCCUGAAGAUGAGGGGGACUUUUAUUACAUAGGGGCCUUAUUCGGGGGGUCAGUGCCAGAGGUUUACAGGCUCACCAAGGCCUGCCACGAAGCAAUGAUGGUCGACCAAGCCAACCACAUCGAGGCCAUUUGGCAUGAUGAGAGCCACCUGAACAAGUACCUGCUUUACCACAAACCCUCCAAGGUCCUCUCCCCUGAGUACAUGUGUAAUAACACACUGAAGAAAAUCUGGGAUCAUCAGGGAGUAGACUUUUCUUCCAACAUAAAGCGGAUUAGACUUGUGACUACAGAAUAA
Molecule: messenger RNA, 1029 nt
Organism: Nyctereutes procyonoides (raccoon dog)
Lineage: Eukaryota; Metazoa; Chordata; Mammalia; Carnivora; Canidae
Product: histo-blood group ABO system transferase 1-like
Exons: 1
Coding region: 91-1029 (312 amino acids)
Biological process (GO): carbohydrate metabolic process
Cellular component (GO): membrane; vesicle; Golgi apparatus
Molecular function (GO): glycoprotein-fucosylgalactoside alpha-N-acetylgalactosaminyltransferase activity
Source: RefSeq, a predicted model, not a curated record